AUGGCUCCAGGGGGGUUAGACAAUGCGGGAAAAACGACGAUUGUGAAACGAAUUAUGAAAGAAGACGUCACCUCUGUUAGCCCAACCCUGGGCUUUAUCAUCAAAACAAUUGAAUUUAUGGAAUACAAACUCAACAUUUGGGAUGUGGGCGGGCAGAAGACAUUGCGCUCCUACUGGAAAAAUUACUUUGAAAAGACUGACACAUUGGUCUGGGUCGUCGAUGCCACCGAUAAACUCCGGGUGGACGACUGUCGUGAGGAGCUAGCUGGUCUGCUUCUGGAAGAGCGACUCAUGGGAGCUAGUCUCCUAGUUUUCCUGAACAAAACCGAUGUGGAACAUUGCAUGACUGAGGAGGAGGUGCGUGAGCGCCUUGGUCUGGAUUUGAUCAAAACCCAUAAAUGGACUAUUCUCCCCUGCAGUGCCAUGACCGGUAAGAACCUUCACGAGGGGUUGGAAUGGGUUGUACAGGAUGCGAAGGACCGGUUAUUCCUAUAUUAG
Penicillium cosmopolitanum is the source of this 498-nucleotide messenger RNA. RefSeq lists its product as uncharacterized. Gene Ontology annotation, cellular component: cytoplasm; microtubule cytoskeleton. The transcript is spliced from 5 exons. The coding region runs from base 1 to 498 and encodes 165 amino acids. NCBI's taxonomy places the organism in Eukaryota, Fungi, Ascomycota, Eurotiomycetes, Eurotiales, Aspergillaceae. Gene Ontology annotation, molecular function: GTPase activity; GTP binding. The record is from RefSeq and is a predicted model, not a curated record. Gene Ontology annotation, biological process: protein folding.